Haliotis rufescens (red abalone) is the source of this 3598-nucleotide messenger RNA. Its product is annotated as ATPase ASNA1 homolog. Gene Ontology annotation, molecular function: ATP binding; ATP hydrolysis activity. Bases 19 to 1026 code for a protein of 335 amino acids. Gene Ontology annotation, biological process: post-translational protein targeting to endoplasmic reticulum membrane. Gene Ontology annotation, cellular component: GET complex. The transcript has 8 exons. Lineage: Eukaryota; Metazoa; Mollusca; Gastropoda; Lepetellida; Haliotidae. The record is from RefSeq and is a predicted model, not a curated record.
UUUAGCUUUUACGGCAAUAUGGCUGCAUCCAUAGAUCCAGACGAGUAUCUUACUUAUGAACCAUCUUUGAAGAAUAUAGUAGAGCAAACAUCUUUAAAAUGGGUCUUUGUCGGUGGAAAAGGUGGAGUAGGGAAAACCACUACCAGCUGCAGUCUUGCUGUUCAGUUGGCCAAGAAAAGAGAGACUGUUCUCAUGAUCUCAACAGAUCCUGCUCAUAACAUUUCUGAUGCAUUUAACCAGAAGUUCUCAAAGGUUCCAACUCUUGUGCAGGGAUUUCCUAAUCUCUAUGCCAUGGAAAUUGACCCAAAUCUGGGUUUCUCUGAGUUGCCAGAUGAAUAUUUUGAACAAGCCGACAUGAUGAACAUGGGGAAGAAUAUGGUACAAGAGUUGCUUGGAGCUUUCCCUGGUAUUGAUGAAGCUAUGAGCUUUGCUGAAGUGAUGAGGCUUGUAAAGAAUAUGAAUUUCUCAGUGGUAGUGUUUGACACUGCCCCAACCGGCCACACACUUCGUCUCCUGUCAUUCCCAACUGUUAUAGAGAAGGGUCUUGGGAAACUGCUUCGCCUCAAAAACCAAAUCAGCCCUUUUAUUUCCCAGAUGGCAGGCAUGUUGGGGAUGCAAGACUUGAAUGCUGAUCAGAUGUCCCAGAAGUUUGACGACAUGCUGGUGACCAUCAGACAGGUCAACGAACAAUUCAGGAAUGCGGACCAAACAACAUUCGUGUGUGUGUGCAUCGCUGAGUUUCUGUCUCUGUACGAGACAGAGAGACUGGUCCAAGAGCUGACUCAGUACCAGAUCGACACUCACAACAUCAUCGUCAACCAGCUUCACAUGGCAAAGAAAGGGGAAGAGCCGUGCAAUCUCUGCAGAGCUAGGCAGAAGAUACAGGCCAAGUAUCUGGACCAGAUAUCUGACUUGUAUGAAGACUUUCAUAUAACGAAACUGCCCCUGCUAGAUACAGAGGUCCGUGGUGUGGACAAGAUCAAAUCUUUCUCCAAACACUUGAUGGAGCCCUAUUCCCCCGACUAACGACCUCCUGGCCUAUGUCACCUGGACGAGAGGACCCUCCUUCAUCUGUGUAACAAAUAACUACCGUAGUCACCAUGUCAUUACAAUCAGACCUUUAUUCCAAUACAGUACCUUUCUGUGUGAUGAUCUGACAACCCUUCCACAGAAGGUCCGGUCAGGUCAACUUUCUAAUCGGCCAAUCAGCGUUUAAGCACUCAGAGCAGUAUAUCUGAUUUGUGUAUCAAAUAAAUGAACUUAAAUAACCAGUUCUGAAUGUAAAUAAAAGAAGAAAUGUCAUUAUAAGGUUGUGGAUAUUUAAUAUAUCAACACCCAAAACUGAGUACCAUCAAAGGAAUAUUUGCGGUCUGUGUUUGCUUUCUUUUGUUAAAAAUAAAAAUUUCCAAAUCAAGGUGGUGAAGAGAUGGAAGCUGAAUCAGUUUAGAAAGCUGACAUCUGUUUGGCUCAAGAAGCAAUGCAUCUUUCAUUUAAAAUGGGUGGUCAAAUUUCAUUCAAGGUUCACCCGAUGAGCCCUUUUAUGGUGGGGUUGUCAGAUCUUCACACACAGGUACCGUGUCAGAGUAAAAGAUUUGCUUUUAAUGAGAUUGCUGUGGUCCGUUUCUGCUGGCAACAGGAAGUAUUCAAACAAGUAGACUUUGGCAUCAAAUAUGAGUUUGCAUUUGUUAUAUUUUUUCAUAAAACAUUUUGCAAAUUGUUUUUUUUGGAUAGGUAUUUUUAUUCUUUGGCAAAAAUUAUAUUGUUCUCUUAUGCCAAAAAAAACCAGGGCUCAAUUCCCCAGUUGGUUGCAACGCUAUUGUGUGCACCCGAUCAUGUUAGUGUUGCAAUUUUUCUUAAAGCAAGGUAAAGCCCUAUUUGCUAACUCAAGUUAUGAUGAAAUUUUUGUUAAACAGGAGCACAACCAUGGCAACCAUACAGUCUAUGAUUAUGUUAAUGUUUGUACUUUAAUUAAGUAUCUUGACUGCCUUUAAGUUUUCUUUAAACUGGUGAAGAGUUAUGGCAAGGAUCCCAUCCUAAACAGCAUCCUUGUGUAUCCAGUGUAUGAUAUCUCCAAUAUGUCUCAAUUUCAACUGGGAACUUCAGAUAAGACAUUUUGAUUGGUUGUUGAUUUGAGGUCAUGUGCCAGAGAUGUUCUUAUCCAAGGUAGAGACAAGAGAGAUAGCUCGGAGAGACAUCCUUCAUUAGCCAGGGUUUUUUAUCUCAAUUCUAUUAUAUUUAACACCCUUGACAUUGGUGCUGUUAUAGCUUUGUUUUGAGUCAGAUUUUAUUUGCAUUAUAAAGCAUCUAAUCAGUUACACUCAUGUAAAUUCUGUGGGAAGUUAUGAUAAGAGAGAUUGAUAUAGUGACAUCACUUCCCAAAUGAAACUAUGGUCAUGAAUUUACGCAGGGUAUUUAUUGUAAUAGAAAAGAGAAAUAAUUCCCUGGGUAACUGAGGGUAAUAAACAGGACCAGGAUUUCCCUGACAACUGAGGAGUGGUUCUCUACAGGUGUAGCCAUGUUGUCAGGCUGUAGUUUGUGGGUGUUUUCUGUACUGUGUAUUUACCUAAAUAUGGUACGUGAAGCCUGUGUGAAUGAAUGAAAGGUUUUACAAAUAUUUGUUUGGUAAAAUUCUAUCCUGUAUGUUCUUUCAUUUGAUUGAACAUUUAUAGUAUGUUCAUUUCAGUUACUCAGAGACUUUUCUUGCAUCUAAAGAGCUUGUGUUUCAAUAGCCUGAGGUGAAAAUUUGGUAUGACUGGAAUUAAAUUAAUGACAAGCAUAAUGGCCAUGAGAAAAGAUAUUCUACUACAUCUCUUCAGAAGUUAAGCAGUAAUUGUCACCUUGCAUGGUACAUGUACAUAUAUUUAUUUCACUACUACGGCCAUUUAGAUGACUGUGGUCUGUACAGAGUUGUCUCCCUUAGCAAUGCUAGGAUCUCCUGACCAUGGGUUUGAAUCCUAGAUUUGCCCUGAUAAUGACCCUUGGUUUGUCAGCACCACACCCAGGCUGUUGGGUAUCAUCAAAGUGUCGACAACCUGCAUCGCUUCAGACUUUCCGCCCACAUCAAGCUGACAUGAUAUGAGGGAAAUACUUGAGAUGUCAAAGCCAACCUUCUCCCUCUUACCUUUGUAAUACUUUCGAUAGUAUAAAGUGCAUGUAUUUGUCUGAUGAAUAUAUGAAUGAUUUUACUUUGUUGCCAGUUUGGUUUUGCCCCUUUUUUGAAUAAAUCAUGGAAACAUUCUCAGUUUAAUGAUCAGAAAUCACAACAGUGCCCUGAUUAUUUGAAUUGCCAACAGUAGAAAUUAAUUAGGAAUCACUUUCCUGUUUUUUGCGACAUUUUGAAGAAAUGCAUUCUUAAUGGGCAUUAUGUAAAUAUGAAUUGAUUGUUUAUGUAACUCAAAUAUGUCAGCUUAUGUGUCCUGUACUUCUUGUUGAUGUCAAGUGAAUGGUAUACUUCUGUGAGUUCUACCUCCAACCAUAGUUUCUGAUUACUUUUUAUUAAUAAUGAUAGCACUCGACUGAAAAGGGUAAUUAUGUCAAUAUCAUUCUUAAUCUUCAGAUCCAUGUAUGUUAACAAAAUAAAAGAACACUUCUAUGUCCA